Aptenodytes forsteri (emperor penguin) is the source of this 1274-nucleotide messenger RNA. Its product is annotated as protein eva-1 homolog C. NCBI's taxonomy places the organism in Eukaryota, Metazoa, Chordata, Aves, Sphenisciformes, Spheniscidae. Gene Ontology annotation, molecular function: carbohydrate binding. Bases 1 to 1161 code for a protein of 386 amino acids. The record is from RefSeq and is a predicted model, not a curated record. The transcript has 7 exons.
AUGGCUGGGCUGGUGGGGCCAGCAGCAGCCCUGGUCCUCCUCUGCCUGGCCGUGGGGCUGAAGGCCAGCCCGGAGCUCUCCGGGUACCUGCGUAAGGUGCUGAGGAACCACACCACCCACACGUGCGACGGGGAGCAGCUCCUCAUCAUCUGCCCUCACAAGACCACCAUCAGCAUCCUUGGUGCCUUCUACGGGCGUCGCGUACCCAGCCCCAACCUCUGCCCCAGCCCUGGCAAUGCCUCCCACGAAAGCACUGAGUGCACAUCCACCACUGCCCACCUGAAGCUGCUGGCUGAGUGCCAGGACCAGCAGUGGUGCCAGUUCUCAGUGCACAGCCAAGUCUUUGGGCCGGACCCAUGCCCUGGGACACACAAGUACCUCAUCGCUUCCUAUAAGUGCCGGCCAGGGAACCAUCGGGUCAAGACCGCAUGCGAGAACGACAAGCUGAGGCUGCAGUGCCGACCAAAAUCCGUCCUGGCCAUUUAUUCUGCAAAUUACGGACGAUUCCUGCGGGGCAAACCGGAGUGCGAUGCCCUGAACACUGGGGGACCCUAUAUAGAGUGCUUGGCUCCGGACGCCCUACGGAGGGUCUCCAAGAAGUGCCACCGCAAGGCAAACUGCACUGUGGCUGCUGACAGGGCCACCUUUGGGGACCCGUGCCCCCCCGGCACAAAGAAACAGCUGCGAGUCUCCUACACCUGCGUGCCCAAGCAGCUGCUGGAGGAGGUGGGCCCUGACACCUCGGACCCCUUCCUGCUCUCGGACUACAUGCAUGGCGUCCCAGAGAAAGUUGGCCUCUACUUUCUUUGUGGGGUCUCAGGAGGCCUCAUGCUCCUGCUGUGCAUCAUCAGCCCCAAAACGACCUUCCUCCAGGAGGUGGGGGAGGCUCUCAAAGACCCGGAGCUCGGGAGCAGCUCGGAGCUGAGCAGGACCAAGCUGCAGGACGAGCAGGACGAAGACCUUCCCGAUGACAGCUCCUCGGACUCCUCCUUCCGCCGCCUCACCCGUACCUACCGGGCCACCGACAGCAUCUUUGGCCCUGAGCUGACGGCAGCCAUGGAGGGAGCGGUGGAGCACCAGGGUCACGGCAGGGAGGAGAUCUGGAUGCCCAAGGAGUCAAGCCCAUAUGCUAUCCACAAGAUCAAAUCGGCCACCAAAUAAGAACUGGAAGAAAAUGGCCAGAGAGCAGAGGGGGGGCAGAGUCUAAGUGGGAUCUGACAUAGGAGAGACAUGAGAGUUUGAGCUCCUCAGGGUGAGUGGGUACCCCAAGUGGC